Messenger RNA from Spodoptera exigua (beet armyworm), 665 nucleotides. The record is from the annotation of a GenBank genome assembly. NCBI's taxonomy places the organism in Eukaryota, Metazoa, Arthropoda, Insecta, Lepidoptera, Noctuidae.
CAAGUUCUUUUUCUAUAAUUAACAUUCCAAGUUCUAUAGUUUUAUAUUAUUUACAACAUGUCUCACAACGUUAAAAUACUACCUGGGGCUACUGUUUGCGAAGAUUGUACAUUAGAAGGAGAUAUUACAAUAGGUGGAGGCACGGUAAUCCACCCCAGAGUGACAAUCAUUGCGGAAGGUGGACCCAUAAUAAUAGCUGAAUAUUGUAUCAUUGAAGAAUAUUCUACUAUUAUUCACAAAAAAAGCGACAAGCAAGAGAAUCCUCUGAAACCCUUAUUCAUUGGAGCUCACAAUGUGUUUGAAGUUGGCUGCAAGCUGGAGUCUCCAUGUGGCCACAUAGGAGAGAGCAAUGUUUUCGAAUGCAGGUCAUUUGUGGGUGUUGAUGUCAAAAUAGGAAGUGGAUGUGUCAUCGGUGCAGCAUGCCGUCUAACAGCACCACAAACUCUAGCAGACAACACUGUGAUAUGGGGCUCUGACCAUCAUGUCCGAGAAGCUUUAGAGAAACAGCCAUCACAGCUUUUACAACUAGACUUUUUAAGCAAAGUUAUGCCUAAUUACCAUAGAUUGAGAAAACCCAAUGUCCAUAAAAGACAACCUUCCACAAGACAAUCUCAAGAAUCAUCCCCCAAACCAUAAACAAUGCUAAAUUAAUUCACUGUGCUGCU